AAACAGUAUUUGAUGCCUAGUUAAUAAUUUGCAUCCUCUUCAUUUGUUCCUGAAUCCUUGGAGACUGACAUUUUCCCCCCUAAAGGCAUAGACAACAAAAGAAAUUUUAUUGAGAGCAAAACACAAGUCCUUAAACUACAAAGAUGUUUGCCAGGAUGUCUGAUCUCCAUGUUCUGCUGUUAAUGGCUCUGGUGGGAAAGACAGCCUGUGGGUUCUCCCUGAUGUCUUUAUUGGAAAGCCUGGACCCAGACUGGACCCCUGACCAGUAUGACUACAGCUACGAGGAUUAUAAUCAGGAAGAGAAUACCAGUAGCACACUUACCCACCCUGAGAAUCCUGACUGGUACUACACUGAGGACCAAGCUGAUCCGUGCCAGCCCAACCCCUGUGAACACGGUGGGGACUGCCUUGUUCAUGGGAGGACCUUCACGUGCAGCUGCCUGGCCCCUUUCUCUGGGAAUAAGUGUCAGAAAGUGCAAAACACGUGCAAGGACAACCCAUGUGGCCGGGGCCAAUGUCUCAUUACCCAGAAUCCUCCCUACUACCGCUGUGUCUGCAAACACCCUUACACAGGCCCCAGCUGCUCCCAAGUGGUUCCUGUGUGCAGGCCAAACCCCUGCCAGAAUAGUGGUACCUGCUCCCGGCAUAAGCGGAGAUCCAAGUUCACCUGUGCCUGUCCUGAUCAGUUCAAGGGGAAAUUCUGUGAAAUAGGUUCUGAUGACUGCUAUGUUGGCGAUGGCUACUCUUACCGAGGGAAAAUGAAUAGGACAGUCAACCAGCAUGCAUGCCUUUACUGGAACUCCCACCUCCUCUUGCAGGAGAAUUACAACAUGUUUAUGGAGGAUGCUGAAACCCAUGGGAUUGGGGAGCAUAAUUUCUGCAGAAACCCAGAUGCGGACGAAAAGCCCUGGUGCUUUAUUAAAGUUAGCAAUAACAAGGUGAAAUGGGAAUACUGUGAUGUCUCAGCCUGCACAGCCCAAGACAUUGCCUACCCGGAGGAAAUCCCCACUGAGCCAUCAACCAAGCUUCUGGGGUUUGACUCCUGCGGAAAGACUGAGAUAGCAGAGAGGAAGAUCAAGAGAAUCUAUGGAGGCUUUAAGAGCACAGCGGGCAAGCACCCAUGGCAGGCGUCCCUCCAGUCCUCGCUGCCUCUGACCGUCUCCAUGCCCCAAGGCCACUUCUGUGGAGGAGCGCUGAUCCACCCCUGCUGGGUGCUCACUGCUGCCCACUGCACCGACAUAAAAACCAGACAUCUAAAGGUGGUGCUAGGGGACCAGGACCUGAAGAAAGAAGAAUUUCAUGAGCAGAGCUUUAGGGUGGAGAAGAUAUUCAAGUACAGCCACUACAAUGAAAGAGACGAGAUUCCCCACAAUGAUAUUGCAUUGCUCAAGUUAAAGCCGGUGGAUGGUCACUGUGCUCUGGAAUCCAAAUAUGUGAAGACCGUGUGCUUGCCUGAUGGGUCCUUUCCCUCUGGGAGUGAGUGCCACAUCUCUGGCUGGGGUGUUACAGAAACAGGAAAAGGGUCCCGCCAGCUCCUGGAUGCCAAAGUCAAGCUGAUCUCCAACACUUUGUGCAACUCCCGGCAACUCUAUGAUCACAUGAUUGAUGACAGUAUGAUCUGUGCGGGAAACCUUCAGAAACCUGGGCGAGACACCUGCCAGGGUGACUCUGGAGGACCCCUGACCUGUGAGAAGGAUGGCACCUACUACGUCUAUGGGAUAGUGAGCUGGGGCCUGGAGUGUGGGACGAGGCCAGGGGUCUACACCCAAGUUACCAAAUUCCUGAAUUGGAUCAAAGCCACCAUCAAAAGUGAAAGUGGCUUCUAAGGUACUGUCUUCUGGACCUCAGAGCCCACUCUCCUUGGCACCCUGACACCAGCAGACCUCAUGGCCAACACUGGACACCCCCACGCAGUGGACUGUCCCUACUCUAAGCAGAGACAACUGCCACCCAGCCUGGGCCUUCCCAGACCAGCAUUUGCACAAUAUCACCAGGCUUCUGAUGGAAUCAACACAACAUAGUAUGUUCGCUUUCCUCAACCAACUGUACGUUCUAGAGAAUCAGUGCUCACAGAGACUGCCUCUACCACAGGCAUCUGCAAAUGCAGUCUCCAGAAUGCCCAGCAUCAACGGGAACCACCGUCACAUCUUUAUUCCUCAGCCCAGACACUCGAGGUACUCAACAGAAUCAGCCAUCCACAUCUAGGUAUCAGAGAGGACCACAAAUACGACAUUCUCCAUUUGC
Molecule: messenger RNA, 2244 nt
Organism: Rhinopithecus roxellana (golden snub-nosed monkey)
Lineage: Eukaryota; Metazoa; Chordata; Mammalia; Primates; Cercopithecidae
Gene: HABP2
Product: hyaluronan binding protein 2
Exons: 13
Coding region: 144-1826 (560 amino acids)
Biological process (GO): proteolysis
Molecular function (GO): serine-type endopeptidase activity
Source: RefSeq, a predicted model, not a curated record